CCAGUGGGACAGCCAUGGAGGACACCCUCACCUGCAGCAGCCAUGCCACCUUCUCCCAGGUGUUUGGACGCCAGGGACAGCUGAUGCAAGCCACGGUCCAGUCCCUCAACAGCCUGAACGACCAGAUUGUUCAGUUCAUGGUGACCAGACCUUGUAGCUUGACUGACGAGGAAGUGGCCUUCAUCCCAGGAGAGAGAGACACCUUGAAGAAGUCCAUGAACCUGAUGAGACACCUACUCGUGGAUGCUCAGGGGAAAAUCCUUAAAAUGAUGGAGGACAACAAACAGCUGGCACACAGGAUUGAUGGGGCCAUCCAGUCCGCCAGCCAGGAAGUGACCAACCUCCGCUCAGAGCUCUCUGCUACCAGCCGCAGACUGGCAGAGCUGGGUGCCAGCAGCCCCCCUGGCUUUGAGAACCACCACCAACACAACCACCAUGAUGACAGCCUCCACUACCGGGAUCCAUCGGUGCAUCACAGACAGAAGACAAUGGUGACAGACAUGUGCUACCCGACAGAGAUAUCCAGCCUGAUGGACUUUGGCACUCCAGACUGCUCGCUAGGCAAAGUGUUGUUGCGUGAGGAGGUGGCCCAGCUUCAGGAGGAGGUCCACCUGCUCAGGCAGAUGAAGGACAUGCUGAGUAAGGAACUGGAGGAAACGCAGGGAGGCUGCUCCGCGAACCUGCUCUCAGCCACCGAGCUCCGUGUGCAGCUGGGGGACAAGGAGCAGGAGCUGGACCGUGCCAAAGAGGCCUUACAAGCUAUGAAAGCUGACCGUAAGCGUCUAAAAAUAGAGAAGGCAGACCUGGUGAGUCAGAUGCAGCAGCUGUACACGACACUGGAGAGCAGAGAAGAGCAGCUGCGAGAAUUCAUACGCAACUACGAUCAACACCGAAAGGAAAGCGAGGACGCAGUGAAAGCUCUGGCGAAGGAGAAAGACAUGUUGGAGAGAGAGAAGUGGGACCUGAGGAGGCAGACCAAAGAAGCCACAGAACAGGCCAACAUCCUGCGCUCUCAGAUGGACAUGAAGGAGAACAGGGUCAAAGAACUGGAAGCCGAGCUCACCAUGGCAAAGCAGUCUCUGGCCACAUUGACGAAAGACGUACCGAAGCGCCAUUCACUGGCCAUGCCCACAGAGCCCGUAGUGAAUGGCAGUCAAGAGUGGGUGAUGCAAGCUGACCUGCCGCUCACCGCCGCCAUCCGUCAGAGUCAACAGACUCUGUACCACACCACAGACAGACAGGCUGUAGUCAGGAUCAGCCCCUGCCACUCCCGCCAGCCCUCUGUCAUCUCUGACGCUUCGGCAGCUGACGGGGACCGUUCAUCCACGCCAAGCGACAUCAACUCUCCACGUCACAGGACUCACUCCCUCUGCAAUUCCAUGGAGGACCUGGAGGACCAGAAGCGUAAGAAGAAGAAGGAGAAGAUGACUCUGGGAUCCCUGUCUCGGGUGUUUGCUCGGGGCAAGCAGCGCAAAUCACUGGACCCCGGCCUGUUUGAUGGUACAGCCACACCUGAUUAUUACAUAGAGGAGGAUGCCGAUUGGUGAUAUUGAGAGUGUGAACAUGUGUGAGUGUGUGUGUUAAAUCUGAACGGGUAUCCACCUGGCUUUAACUGUGUGUACAGGGUGUUUGAAUGUGGGAUUGUGUGGAGGAGGGAGGGGAGCACAUUUUAAAAAGAAAAGCCUAAAAGAGACUGCUAUCCCCAUAAAUGUACAGUAUAUUACCCUCAAAUUGUAUGUUUGUAAAUUAGAUAUAUAUUUAUAGAUGUACAUGUAUGCAUAUGUAUAUAUGUUUACAUGCAUAUAAAUAUAUACAUGGGGUUAUUAUUAUUACUAUGUGUAGACAUGUUUAUGCUGUAUUAUCUUCAAAAUGUUGAACUGUUUUAUGUUUUUUAUAACUGGAGACUUGAAGGACUGCUGUGCAUAUGUAAAUAGGAGUUAUUGUGAAUUUAGUGUUUUUACUGUAAAUGUCAUUUAGCUUUUGUUACUUUGCAGUUGCUUUUAUCAUGCUUUGCAACAUGGAUUUAAGGUUUUUUGUAUCCCUAAUCUCACUUGGCCCAUUUCUUAUUAUGAACGGGGAGAUGUUUCCUGGUUGGCUGGUCGUUGAACUCUUAAAGCUUAAUUGGCAGAAUUUUGUUGUCUCAGCAAAAAAUAAUUGAUUUGAGAGGUAUAAGUGGUACUUAUAGUUUUAUAACGCAUUGUAAUGGAAGCAGCAGGGAGGUUUUACGGUUAAGGCCUCUGCAAUCGUUUACGCCAACAAUUUUAUUUUUAGUUACUUGAAUUAACAACUUGCAAGCAAGGGUUAUGCCAUGAUAUAGAAUGGAAUGAAAAGUUAUAGAUAUUUAGUCUCAUCCUUUGCUGCAGACACCAUGUACAAGUGCCAAAGUUUAAACGGUCAACUUCAGCGUCAUUCUGUCACUGUUAGCAUUAGCCUCGUAACAUUGUUUAUGUCUGACUCAUUUCUUACUGAGAGCUAUCUAACACGUGCCAACCUGUGACAAAGGAAUGUGCAUUCAACAUGUGCAUGAUCCCUCUGUGUUGCUUCGAUUAGAUGUCCAUUCAUUGCCAAUCAAAUUAAUAAUCUCCACAAUCCCUUGUUACUCCUGUGUUGCCUCUUCCCUUUUUACCAAGUUAUCUCCCCCUGCAUUUUGAAUGCACGGUCCCCUUUUUAUUUUGAUUUAUCUGACUGUUUUUAUUUUGCUCUGUGUAGAUUCCCUCCUCAUUUCUUGCAAAUGUGGCUCUAAUAAUUCUAUGUUAAAGGCUUUGUAAUUUAGGAAUUGUUCCAUAAAAGAUUAAAUCUAUUGAAGUAUUUUAUUUAAAAAAGAGAGAGAAAAAAAGAGAAAACUUCAAUAUUUAUCUGCUGCAGCACCUGCAGCCGGAAGCUGAGGAGGUUUUAGCAUUUUCAAAAAUGAAUUAUAAUUGAAAUGAAAUCUUAUUUUAAAAAUAAAACUAGUAACUGAACACAUCCUA
Notolabrus celidotus (New Zealand spotty) is the source of this 2969-nucleotide messenger RNA. RefSeq names its product kazrin, periplakin interacting protein b (gene kaznb). NCBI's taxonomy places the organism in Eukaryota, Metazoa, Chordata, Actinopteri, Labriformes, Labridae. The record is from RefSeq and is a predicted model, not a curated record. Bases 15 to 1547 code for a protein of 510 amino acids. The transcript has 10 exons.